ACCACGGUCAGCGAAUUGUUCUCGCCCUGUCUCUUCUCAGAGUUUCUUGUCUGCGCUGUCGCCGUCGCUGUCGUCCUCCUCCUCUACUCCCCGAGGCAGAAGCCCUCGCCCGUGAUCUCUCGCGUCCGAGCUCGGCCCUUUGAGUCGCCCGAUGACUCCCACCUCUCUCCAGCUAUUGUUCGGCCUCAGCUGCGGGGAAUCGCCGCCCGUCUUCCCCCGUGUCUUGUCUGCCGCGUCGCCGUCCUCCUCCUCCUCCUCCUCCUCUGCUCCCUGAGGUGGAAACCCUAGAAGCCAUCGACCUUGAUCUCUCGCGUCCGAUCUCGGCCCGUUGAGUCGACCGACGACUCCUACCUCGCUCCAGCUACGCUUCGGCCUCAGCUGCGGGGAAUCCCCGCGCAUUUUCCCCUGGGUGCGACUCCGCCGCCGGUCCUCCCCCCUGGUUUGUACGCCGUGUCGCGUUCGUCCUGAUUCUCUGCACCCCGAGGCAGAAACCCUAAAGCCCUCGCCCUUGAUUUCUUGCGUCCGAGCUCGGCCCGUUCAGUCGCCCGACGACUCCCACCUCGCUCCGGCUAUGGUUCGGCCUCAGCUGCGGGUGAUCUUCACCCGUCUUCCCCCGGCUGCGAUUCCGCUGCUUUGAUCGCCGCUUUGGCUUGGUGGUCUCUGCCGGAGACGCCCUGGGUAGCGAACGGAAGGGAGAGGCCUGGAAUAAUGGAUCAAAUGGGUCAUUGUAUUCCUUUGCAGGUUGCACAAGACCAUGGUUUGUUGUACUGAAGCAUACUGCUCGGGUGAAGAUGCAUUUGGCCAAUGGGUAUCCCGAUGUUGCAAAAUGCAAGUAGGUUUCAACGGAGAUCCCUAAAUCCUUUCAAGACAAGUUACGACAAACAAGCAAAGAUAUAAUGAAAAAGAAGGCAAGAGCUGAGGAAGAAUACCAUAGGGCUACACCGGAGCCGGUUUAUGACGAAUAUGUGGGUUGCGGCGAUGAAAUCGAACCGGAUCUCAUCACUGGUAUUCGUGCAUCACUAGAGCAUCAGUACAUAUACGAGGAAACAAUAAGGCAUCGACAACCUGACUCACAAUGGGAGCGUGGCAGUGGCAGCGGGCCUAUGCCACAAGGAAUCCAAAGGUCGGCCAGCAUGAGACAACCAACUGCCCCUCCUCAAUUAAGCCGAAUUGGUAGCAUGAGGCAAAGUGGAAUCCGUGGUUUUAUGAGAGGACUUGGCAGGAGGUCAGCACUAGAUAUUAUUGAUAUUGAUCCACAAGCCUCUCCUUCACAAAUAAUGAAACAGACACGGAUUGACGAUGCAUAUACAAAAGAAAAGAAACGAGAUAUUGGGAAGGCAAUUGCAAAAUGGUUCAACUUCCACAAGAUUCCAGCAAACACAGCCCAAGGUCCAUAUUAUCACAGCAUGAUCUCCUCUAUUCAGAAGUUUGGCACUGGGAUUCAACCUCCAACACCGAAGGAGAUUCACGGCAUGUAUUUAGAUGAGGAGGUAGCAGAACUGAAGGAUUGGAUCAAAUCCUUCAAGAGCCAGUGGGACGAAUAUGGGGUGACACUAAUGUGUGACAGUUGGAUAGGGUCAACAAGAAUGAGUAUCAUUAAUUUUUUUAUUUAUUGUAACAGACGGGUGGUUUUUCACAAGUCAGUUAAUGUUUCUGACAAGAUUCAAGAUGCAAAUUAUAUUGAAAACAUAAUGGACACCGUAGUAGAGGAGAUCGGAUCACAAUACAUUGUUCAGAUAGUCACCGACAAUGAAGCAAAUUUCAAAAAGACCGGUUUACAAUUAAUGAAAAAAAGAAAAACAUUGUUUUGGACUCCAUGUGCAACUCAUUGCAUGGAUCUAAUGCUGAAGGAUAUUAGUGAGUUACCCUCAGUCAACAAGUGUAUAACUCGAGCACAGUCUAUUACAAAGUUUAUAUAUAAUAAUCAUUGGAUCCACUCUUUAAUGCAAAAGUAUAUAAAUGGUGAGAUACUCAGACCUGGAGUCACUCGAUUUGCUACAAAUUUCAUUAUCUUAAAGUCAAUACAACAAAAGAAACAAGGCCUCAUGGCAAUGGUCAUCUCACAAGAAUGGUCAGAUUCUAGGUAUUCAAGAUCGAGCGAUGGAAAAAAGAUGGAAAAGAUUAUUCUUUCUUCUAGAUUUUGGGAUGUCGUGAAAGAAAUCAUAACAGGAGUAGAACCACUUUAUGUUGUCCUUCGUAAAGUCGAUAUAGAUAAGCGUCCCCAAAUGCCUUAUCUUAGACAUAUGUUAAUUACAGCAAGAGAGGAGGUCAAGAAAGCAUUCAAAGAUAAUUUUAAGGCCAAUCAAUACUUACAGAUUAUCGAUCGUAGGAUUGAAGUUUAUAUGGAUCAAGAUAUUUAUAAUGCAGCCUAUUAUCUAAAUCCGGCCAUUCAAUUUCGGUAUAGUCUUGGCAUGCGAUCAGAUUUAUUGUCAGCGCUAAGAAAUGUUAUAUAUCGACUCUUGUCAAACACUACGAAUGCAGCCGAUGCUAUUAUGGAGAGUCGAUUAUUCCUGGAAACAAUUGGUUCAUUCUCCGACAUUGUAGCUAUAUCAUGUCGUUACAAUAUGGAUCCUGCCGAGUGGUGGUUACAAUUUGGAGGGGAUGCACCAAAUUUACGAAAGGUUGCCAUUCGUGUACUUUCGCAAACGACGACAUCUAGUGGUUGUGAACGUAAUUGGUCAACGUUCGCAUUGAUUCACACGAAGGUCCGCAACAGACUAUCAUAUAGACGGUUUGAGAAACUGGUAUAUGUCUACUAUAACAUGCAGCUAAGGUUGCAGUGUGCCGAGUUGGACAAGGAGCCAAAGGAAACAGAGAUUGAUCCCAUUGACUUCCAAUUUUACAACGAAGAUUCAGAGCCAAUGUUAGAGUGGGUUGAAGCAAUGGAGAAUCUAGAGGAUCCUCUACUUGAUGAGGUAGGAGAUCCUCAACGUCCUUCGCGUUUUAUUAUCGAGGCAAUAAAAGAAGAAGCACAUCCCCAGCAGGAGGAAGAUUCCCCUCAGUUAAAACGUGACGGAAGGAGCCAGACAACAUCGAGUAAGACUACCCGAGUAACUAAAGACACCCAACCGUCACAAUCGUCUGCGCAACGUGCAAAUGUAACAGCAAAGGGGAAGGCAGUAACAUCAGCCGCACCGUUGGGAAGAAUCGAGUCGAGCGACGAAACACCUUCUCGAUCGUAUUCAACAACCCGCUCAGUCCAGAGACAUGGUAGCGACGUGGACAGCAGUGCCUCGACCGAUUAUGGCGGUGACGUCGGGAAGUCGAUGGUCCCAUCUACACAAUUUGAGGGUGAUGCAUGGACCGAGGAGCAGUAUUUUACACCUAUCACCCAAGAUUCGGAUCGUGGAACUCGACAAGGUACUAGUCAAGUUUAUGCACGAAAGGGGAAGGCAGUGGAUGAUUUUAAGCAGAUGCGACAGAGCCUACACAAUGUAGACACAGAGCGAAGCUCAUCGUAUUCACAGUCAUCGUAUUAUAAAGAAUCUUACGACCAACAACAAUACGGUGAUAGUUGGUCAAACUUCUCUGAGCAACAGUCCGGUGAUCAAUUUUAUGAUACGGAGCAGUAGAUCAGUGGCAAAAGUAGAAAUUCCGACAUUGUUCUCCAUGCUUCGUACCAAUAUAUGCCUCAAUCGUACUUGCCUCA
Musa acuminata AAA Group (dessert banana) is the source of this 3649-nucleotide messenger RNA. RefSeq lists its product as uncharacterized. Gene Ontology annotation, molecular function: protein dimerization activity. The transcript is spliced from 4 exons. Bases 897 to 3572 code for a protein of 891 amino acids. NCBI's taxonomy places the organism in Eukaryota, Viridiplantae, Streptophyta, Magnoliopsida, Zingiberales, Musaceae. The record is from RefSeq and is a predicted model, not a curated record.